CUCUCCAAAGAAUUUCCAUUAAACUUCAGAAAUGAUCCUGAACUUUCACACUCAAAAUUUGAGUCCAGCAGACCGAGAUCAGAGUCUCCUGUACCCAGCUGUCUGUCUAUGAGUAGUGACCUCUCCAAAGAAUUUCCAUUAAACUUCAGAAAUGAUCCUGAACUUUCACACUCAAAAUUUGAGUCCAGCAGACAGAGAUCAGAGUCUCCUGUACCCAGCUGUCUGUCUAUGAGUAGUGACCUCUCCAAAGAAUUUCCAUUAAACUUCAGAAAUGAUCCUGAACUUUCACACUCAAAAUUUGAGUCCAGCAGACAGAGAUCAGAGUCUCCUGUACCCAGCUGUCUGUCUAUGAGUAGUGACCUCUCCAAAGAAUUUCCAUUAAACUUCAGAAAUGAUCCUGAACUUUCACACUCAAAAUUUGAGUCCAGCAGACAGAGAUCAGAGUCUCCUGUACCCAGCUGUCUGUCUAUGAGUAGUGACCUCUCCAAAGAAUUUCCAUUAAACUUCAGAAAUGAUCCUGAACUUUCACACUCAAAAUUUGAGUCCAGCAGACCGACAUCAGAGUCUCCUGUACCCAGCUGUCUGUCUAUGAGUAGUGACCUCUCCAAAGAAUUUCCAUUAAACUUCAGAAAUGAUCCUGAACUUUCACACUCAAAACAGAGGAAGAGGAGUCGUAUUAUGGAGGAGCAGCCAUCCUGCUGUGCUGUGUGUCUGGGCGUCCUGAUUGAUCCAGUCUUUACCAGCUGUAGACACUGGUUUUGCAGACAGUGCAUUACCUUCUGCUGGACCCAGUCUGGUCCAACAGGAGUCUACUGUCCACAAUGUGGAACCAGAAUAGGACCUGGACUGCAGAUACUCAGCCAGACCAGCACUGAACAAUCAAAAACUGGUCUGCUGGAGGUUUUGGAUGAACAUAAAGUCAAUCUGAGGAGUAGAUGUGAACGUGUGACUGAAGGAAGUGAUGAAGCAGGAAUUAGAACCCUCCUCAACAAGAUCUACACUGAGCUCUACAUCACAGAGGGGCAGAGUGAAGAGGUGAACAUGCAACAUGAGGUGAGACAGCUUGAGAAAGCUUGCCAGUUGAAGACCCUCCAUGACACACCGAUCAAGUGCCAGGACAUCUUUAAAGCCUUCCCUGACCAACAGAAACACAUCAGAGUGGUUCUGACAAACGGCGUCGCUGGUGUUGGAAAAACUUUCUCAGUGCAGAAGUUCACUCUGGACUGGGCAGAGGGCUCAGGAAACCAAGACGUCAGUCUGGUGAUUCUGCUUUCAUUCAGGGAGCUGAACUUGAUCAGAAAUGAGCGUUGCAGUCUUCUUCAGCUGCUCCAUGUUUUCCAUCCAACAUUACAGAAGGUCACAGCAGAGACGCUCGCUCUCUGUAAACUGUUGUUCAUCUUUGACGGCCUGGAUGAAAGCAGACUUUAUUUCGAUUUCCAAAACAGUGAGGUUGUUUCUGAUGUCACUCAGAAGUCAUCAUUAAAUACACUGUUAACAAACCUCAUCAAAGGGAAUCUGCUUCCCUCAGCUCUCAUCUGGAUAACCUCUCGACCUGCAGCAGCCAAUCAGAUCCCUCCUUCAUGUGUUGACAGGCUAACAGAAGUACGAGGCUUCACUGACGCCCAGAAGGAGGAGUACUUCAGGAGGAGGUUCAGUGAUGAGAAUCUGUCCAGCAGAAUCAUCUCACAUAUCAAGGCAUCCAGGAGCCUCCACAUCAUGUGUCUGAUCCCUGUCUUCUGCUGGAUCACUGCUACAGUUCUGGAGCAUAUGAUGACCACAGAGCAGAGAGGAGAGCUGCCCAAGACCCUGACUGACAUGUACUCACACUUCCUGCUGGUUCAGACAAAGAGGAAGAAGAUCAAGUAUGAUCAGGGACAUGAGACAAAUUCACAUGAGCUGAUGGAGGCUGACAGGGAGGUUCUUCUGAAGCGGAGGCUGGCAUUUGAACAUCUAAAGAAUGGAAACAUCAUGUUCUACCAAGAAGACCUAGAGAGGUGUGGUCUGGAUGUCACAGAGGCCUCGGUGUACUCAGGAGUUUGUACAGAGGUCUUCAAACAAGAGUGUGUGAUCUUCCAGAAAAAAGUCUACUGCUUUGUUCAUCUGAGCGUUCAGGAGUUCCUGGCUGCAGUCUACACGUUGCAUUGUUACACAGACUGGAACAGAAAGGAACUGGCAUCUUUUCUCGGGCAAAAACACGUAGAUACAACCCUGGAUGUUCUCAUUAACGGAGCAACAUUAAAAUCUCUGCGAAGUAAAAAUGGCCACCUUGACCUGUUUGUUCGCUUCCUUCAUGGCCUGUCUCUGGAGUCUAACCAGAUACUCUUAGGAGGCCUUCUGGUUCGCACAGACAACAGUCCAGAAAUGAUCCAAAGAAUCAUCAACAACCUGAAGAAGAAGAAGACCACAAUUUCUCCUGACAGAAGCAUCAACAUUUUCAACUGUCUGAUGGAGAUGAACGACCUCUCAGUACAUCAAGAGAUCCAAGAGUUCCUGAAGUCAGAGAACAGAUCAGAGAAGAAACUCUCUGAAAUCCACUGCUCUGCUCUGGCCUACAUGCUGCAGAUGUCAGAGAAGGUAUUGGAUGAGUUUGACCUGCAGAAGUACAACACAACACAAGCGGGAUGGCUGAGACUGAUUCCAGCUGUGAGGAACUGCAAGAAGGCUGUGUAA
Messenger RNA from Labrus bergylta (ballan wrasse), 2670 nucleotides. The record is from RefSeq and is a predicted model, not a curated record. NCBI's taxonomy places the organism in Eukaryota, Metazoa, Chordata, Actinopteri, Labriformes, Labridae.